Anisakis simplex (herring worm) is the source of this 462-nucleotide messenger RNA. NCBI's taxonomy places the organism in Eukaryota, Metazoa, Nematoda, Chromadorea, Rhabditida, Anisakidae. The record is from the annotation of a GenBank genome assembly.
AUGCAGACAAUUGAAAAUACGAUUUCACUCAAUUUUGUGUUGGUAUUUUGCCUUAUUAUCAGUGGAGCGGAUGCAUUUCUUGGCCAUUCACAGAAUAUAACAAUUUAUGGACAGGUUGGAUGUGAUAAAUACGCACAACGAGGUGUCACUGUUGAACUGCGAGAAUACGAUCGAUUCCCGGAUGUUGACGACGUUUUGGCAUCGACGAUAACUGGCAGAUCGGGUAAAUUCAAACUGGUAGGACGCGAAAAGGAGCUUAUGACAAUUGAGCCAUAUCUUCGCAUUAUUCAUCACUGCGUCAAUGGUGCGCAUAAAGAAGAAUGUAACGCGACGUUCGAAUAUCCAAUACCGCGAAAAUACAUUGGGCAAAUCUAUCAUAUGGGCAUUAUUAACUUGAGUAUUAUCACGCAACGACAUUCAAUUAAAUGCGUGGAAGAAGGGGGGAAGAGAUAUUACAUUUGA